AUAUUGGGCAACCGAGAAAAGGGCUCGUCUCGCCUUGUUUUUUUCCGUCUCGCUUUUACUACGCGGCAGCGGUGCGGGCGGCGGGGGCGGCGGCGGGGCAGCGGCGGCGGGGCAGCAGCAGCAGCAGCAGCGCGGAGCGGCGCGGAGGAGCGCGGAGGACAGCGCCGCUUUCCCUGCGCACCGCUUCCUCCACCGCCCGGGGCUCCCCGGCGGCGGCGGCGGCGCUCGGGGCUCAUCCCCGGGCCGGCGCUUAUGCGAGGGAACCUCCUCGCCCCUUCUCGGAGGGUGAGCGGGGCCGGGGAGCGGGGCAGCGCGGAGAGGAGGCGCGGAGGAGAGCCGCGGAGCGCCGAGAAAUAAAAAGGCGGCGAGGAGGAGGAGGAGGCGGCUGGUGUGUGUGUGUGGGGGGGAGAGCAGCGAGCAAAACAACCGCAGCCAGAAGAAAAGAGGGUGGGGGGAGAUGUCAAACGUCCGUAUUUCUAAUGGGAGCCCUACCCUGGAGCGCAUGGAAGCCCGACAGUCGGAGUACCCCAAGCCGUCAGCUUGCAGGAACCUCUUCGGGCCGGUGAAUCACGAAGAAUUAAACAGGGACUUGAAGAAGCACCGCCAGGAGAUGGAGGAGGCAUGCCAGAGGAAGUGGAAUUUUGAUUUCCAGAAUCACAAGCCGCUGGAAGGCAGGUACGAGUGGCAAGCCGUGGAGAAGGGGAGCUCGCCCGACUUCUACUUCAGACCCCCCAGGCUACUGAAAACUGUCUGCAAGUCCGCCGGCCGCCAGAGCUUGGAUGUAAACGGGAAUUGCCAAACCGUGGUUUUUGUCGGUUCUCAGGGAAUCACAGAGGACACUCACUGUGUAGAUCAAAAGACUGAUGUUUCUGAAAACCAGACGGACUGUGCAGAGCAGUGCACUGGGCAGAGGAAAAGACCUGCCACCGACGAUUCCUCUCCUCAAAAUAAAAGAGCCAACACAACAGAAGAAGAGAUUUCAGAAGACUCCCCCAGUGCCAGUUCAGUGGAGCAAACACCCAAGAAAUCAAGCCCCAGAAGACAUCAAACGUAAACCGUUUAGAGCGGAGGAUUUGCGCGGCCUCGUUCAUCGGGUGCGGCGGAGGGAAAGGGGGGGGUGGGGGGUGGGGGGGGGCGGGGAGCGAUGAAGCGAGGAAGAUGUAAAGUUGUUAAGUGGAAGCGAAAAUCACAUCUCGCCGGGCUCCGUGGGACCGGGAGAUCCUGUACAAGCACUGAAAAAAAAAAAAAGGAAAAAAAAAAGAAAAAAAGAAAAAUACCGCAACGGCAACAAAACAACAGCAAAAAAAAAAGCGCAAAACAAUAACACUAAAAUGUUAGGCACUCUUAAAAGACCUGCCUCUAAAAGCAUUGGAUGUAGCAUUGUGCAAUUAGGUAUUUCCUUAUUUGCUUCAUUGUACUACCUGUGUAUAUAGUUUUUACCUUAUGUAGCACAUAAACCUUGUCGGGAGGGGGGAGGGAGUGGAAGAAGGUGACCGAUCGGAACUUGCUUUCACGAUGUAGCAAGCAAAGAAAUGUAUGAAGAGAAGCAGUGUAGGUUUUUUUAUUACUUAAAGAUGUAUUGUCCCUUUAAGUGGGUAUGCUGUAUUUUCUCCCGCUUCCCCCCCCCCCCCCCCCCCUUUUUUUUUUCUUUUUAACGUACCAUCGUGGUAACCCUGCUCAGAGCAGAUUCUUACAGGCUGCUUGGGAAAUUUCUUCCUCCUGCAUUAAGCCGAAGAGGUGGGAGCCGUGAUGAUUCCAUGACACAGUAGCAAAGGUUGUCGUCUGUCCCCCCCCGCCCUCCCAAAUCCAUAUCAGAAAUGUGGAUGCCUGUAGAAGUCAUGUAAAAUCAUCCCGUUGUUACAAAACCUGAUUUCCUGGUUUGGGGUUGGUUGUUUCGCUUUGGUGUUUUUGUUUUGGUUCAUUUUUUCUUUUUUCUUUUUUUUUUUAAACUAAUCUGGAGGGCUUUUUGCUCUGGAUCUCAAGUAUUGUUUUCUGAUCUGACCCACUUCCCAAAGUGUUUGUGUGUGAGGGGGAAAAGGGAUACUACAUCUUUAAACAGUAUUUCUACAUUGCCUGUGUAUCUGUAUGUAAAAAUAAAAAGUUUGAAGUGUACCUGUGUACAUAACUCUGUAAAGACACUGAGAAAUUAUACUAACUUAUUUAUGUUAAAAGAUUUUGUGUUUUUUUUUUUUAAUCUAGAAGACAAUAUUUUUUUCCCCAUAAAGCCAAAGUGGCAUGUUUUUGUGCAUUUGUAAAUGCUCUAUUUGGUAGACUUUUUAGGGGGGGUUUUGUUGGUUUUUUUUCGUUUUGUUUUUCUUUUUCUGAUAAUUAAUAUGGCUGUGCUUCAAGGAUUGCAGACUGAGCCAAUUUAAAUUUUUUUUUUUUUGUAAUGUGUGGGAAAAAAAAAUAAUAAAAAAUCCAGAUUGAUAUUGUUUCACAUCGAGCAAUCAAUAAAGAAAACUGCCAUAUAUAAGAAA
Molecule: messenger RNA, 2477 nt
Organism: Apus apus (common swift)
Lineage: Eukaryota; Metazoa; Chordata; Aves; Apodiformes; Apodidae
Gene: CDKN1B
Product: cyclin dependent kinase inhibitor 1B
Exons: 3
Coding region: 458-1054 (198 amino acids)
Biological process (GO): regulation of cell cycle; G1/S transition of mitotic cell cycle; negative regulation of cell population proliferation
Cellular component (GO): cytoplasm; nucleus
Molecular function (GO): cyclin-dependent protein serine/threonine kinase inhibitor activity; protein-folding chaperone binding
Source: RefSeq, a predicted model, not a curated record